Carcharodon carcharias (great white shark) is the source of this 1611-nucleotide messenger RNA. RefSeq names its product zinc-binding protein A33-like. Gene Ontology annotation, molecular function: zinc ion binding; protein binding. The record is from RefSeq and is a predicted model, not a curated record. The transcript has 6 exons. Bases 11 to 1516 code for a protein of 501 amino acids. NCBI's taxonomy places the organism in Eukaryota, Metazoa, Chordata, Chondrichthyes, Lamniformes, Lamnidae.
ACUGGGAGAAAUGAAAGUGAAAUUAAGAUCAACAACGGAGAUGGCUGCCAGUAAACACAUCUUAACCCUGUCCGAGGAUUUAACCUGCUCCAUCUGCCUGGCUCUGUUUGUGGAGCCGGUGCGGCUGGACUGUGAUCACAACUUCUGUAAAUCCUGUAUCCAGAAGUGUUGGGGAAAGCAGAGUCAGGCUGUGUCCUGCCCGGAAUGUCGAGUAGUUUUCCUCCAGGGAAGUUUCACUAGCAACAGGGUGUUGGCUAAUCUCUGUGAGAAAACUCGACAGCUGGAUCUGAAGCCGGACCGAGAGGCGGUGGGGUCUCACUGUGAGGAACAUGACGAGAAGCUGAAGCUCUUCUGUGAGGACGAUCUGUCCCUGAUCUGUGUCAUUUGUAGAGAUUCACCCGCACAUUCGGAGCACAGCUUCCUGCCUGUUGGGGAUGCGGUGAAAAAGUACAAGAACAAGCUGAAAUCAUCCUUGGGUUCCAUUGAGGAAGUCGUGAAACAGGGAAGUGACUUAACACAGCUACAGGAGAGAAAGAUUGCAGAACUGGAUGAAUUCACUAGAACCCUGGAGGAAGACAUCUCCACACAAUUUGCCAAAAUCCAUCGAUAUCUUGAAGACAAAGAAAAACAUUUGAUCAGAGAGCUGAGGAGACAAAAGGAGGAAGAUCUGCGACAAAUGGAGGAGAACCUGAAAAUAAUUGAAAGGGCUCUGAUGAUUUUUGACACUGCAUCAAACCUCUGUGUAGACAAUGAGCAGCAGGACAAUAUCUCUUUUCUCAAGGAACUGAAAGAAGUUACUGAAAAGGUCUACGGCCUUGCUUCAAGGUACCCGGAUAAAGAGGAGGAAGAGGAAGGUGGUGCAGAGGCAGAUGAAGAUGAGGAAAUACUGGAGUUUCAAAGACGGAAGUACCCAGGAUUUCCAGGCCCGCUAUUCUACCCAAUGUGGAAGGAAAUGAAACAGGUCAUGUUUCCAGUUUCAUCCUCAUUGACCCUGGACCCAAACACAGCUCAUCCUGACCUCAUCCUGUCUGAAGACUUGACCAGUGUGAAAAGCAGUGACAGAAGAAACCCGAUGCGUCCUGAUAAUCCGAAGAGAUUUGAUGUGUGUCUUUGUGUCCUGGGGUCACAGGGAUUCACAUCAGGGAAACAUUACUGGGAGGUGGAGGUCGGAGACAAGACUGACUGGGACGUGGGUGUGGCCAGAGAGUCAGCUAAUAGGAAGGGUGGGCUAAAACUGGCUCCUGAAGAUGGUUACUGGGCUUUGUGGUUGAGAAAAGGGAAUGAAUAUAAAGCUAUCGAUUCAGUCACCCUGACCCCGAGUGUAAACCCCAGGACCAUCGGUGUUUACCUGGACUAUGAGGGAGGACAGGUGACCUUUUACAAUGCUGAUGAUAUGUCCAUUCUCCACACUCUCACUGGCACAUUCACUGAGCAACUCUUUCCUUAUUUCUAUCCUGGAUUGUACAACGAUGGUAAAAAUGCUGCUCCUCUUAAACUGCGUCAUUUUGAAAAGUAGAUUCCUAAACUUGUAUCAGAACAUGAAAGGAAAUGGGGUCAAUAUUACCCCCAACCCCUCCCCCAUGAGGGGAGGGAGAGAAUCAGGACAUGGGG